AUGAACGAGACCGCGGAGCUCUGGAUCCUCGCGCUCGGAGCUGCGCUCUUCUUCGCGGUGGCAUUUGCCACCAGGCGCUCCUGGUGCGAGGAGCCGGCGCCGCCGGAGUCCCUGUCCCCCGAGCAGAGCCAGAGAGCCGCCCUGGCGGCGCUGGCGGCCCUGGAGCCUCCGGUGGCCGCGGCGCGGCCCGCGGUGGUGCUGCCGCGCUUCCCGUACGCGCGGGGCAGGGCGUCGGAGACCCUGGUGUGCGCGAUCUGCCUGGAGGCGCUCCGUGUCGGCGAGGCGUGCAGCGAGGUGCCCGGGUGCCGGCACGUGUUCCACGGCGACUGCGUCGGCGCGUGGGCGAGGAGCAAAGGUAGCUGCCCGCUGUGCAGGGCGAAGAUCGUGCCGGGAUCCGGCGGCGCCGUCGCCGCCGACGACAUGGUGUAG
Molecule: messenger RNA, 429 nt
Organism: Panicum hallii
Lineage: Eukaryota; Viridiplantae; Streptophyta; Magnoliopsida; Poales; Poaceae
Product: RING-H2 finger protein ATL39-like
Exons: 1
Coding region: 1-429 (142 amino acids)
Source: RefSeq, a predicted model, not a curated record